Molecule: messenger RNA, 333 nt
Organism: Caenorhabditis elegans
Lineage: Eukaryota; Metazoa; Nematoda; Chromadorea; Rhabditida; Rhabditidae
Gene: ins-29
Product: INSulin related
Biological process (GO): signal transduction
Cellular component (GO): extracellular region
Molecular function (GO): hormone activity
Source: RefSeq, marked reviewed
AAUAAAAAAAUGUUCUGUAAAUUUGUAUUCCUGAUCUUUCUACUCAUCUCUCUGUCAGUGGCCACCGCUGACUUUGGCGCCCAGCGCCGUUGUGGGCGCCACUUGGUGAACUUCCUCGAGGGACUCUGCGGUGGCCCGUGCUCUGAAGCUCCGACUGUUGAACUAGCUUCGUGGGCAUGUUCAUCAGCAGUCUCAAUUCAGGAUCUCGAAAAAUUGUGCUGUCCUUCAAAUCUUGCUUGAAAACGAUCUCUUUCUAUAACUUUUUACAUUCCUUUUUUUUAUUCUUUCCAUUAUGUUUUAGCUAAUUUUCCUGCAAUAAAUAAUUUUUGGAGG